Messenger RNA from Saccostrea echinata, 2438 nucleotides. RefSeq lists its product as uncharacterized. The coding region runs from base 242 to 2428 and encodes 728 amino acids. The transcript has a single exon. NCBI's taxonomy places the organism in Eukaryota, Metazoa, Mollusca, Bivalvia, Ostreida, Ostreidae. The record is from RefSeq and is a predicted model, not a curated record.
AAAAUUGAAACUUCGACUUGGACAAAAAAACCUCAUUCAGGGUGCAAACAGAACAAGCAUAAUAAAGGACUUAAUUAUCAUAGGCAAACAACGUUCGCAACAUUAUGUGACAGGAAUUAAAUCUUUGAUACCUAAACCAGCUAUUCACAACGCUGGAUUGUGACACCCUUAUAUUAAUAUUUUGGGAUCCCACACAUAGAAUAGCAAUAACUUACAGGUUCAGCUAAUAAGUAUUCGCGUCAUGGCAGAGGUGUCACACAUCAGGAACGCAGCGAACAGAACGCGACCUCUUGGAGAAGUCAAAGAUGACAUUGCGUACAUGGUAAAACAGGACUCGAGAUAUACCACCCGUGACGAUUACAGCGACGAAACCGGCGAUGUUCAGAAGAUGAAAGAUGUAAAGGAUAGUAUACGCCAUGCUGCACUCAUCAAUAUCGUUGCAGCCGUUAACGAUUCUUGUGAGGACGAGUCGGCACGUUCCCGUUUUUUGGAACAAUCUCAGAGAAGUGCAGAAACCAAUAUGGCGCUUAUAUCAAACCUCGUCUUUCACAAGGAUAGGUCCAUCUCCAUUCCAAAACCUCAGGUUUUCUUUGAACCCCCAAAAACGCUUUCAACGAAGAAACCGGUGUUUUACAAAAAUUCGAAGGAUGAAGUUCUGGAAGACAUCGAACAAAGAAAACGGUGUGUUUCAUUGACAAGAACCCGUAUGCCAGUGGAUGAUGAACCUGAAAAAGCAUUAACGGACAGACCAAAAAGUGAAAGCAUACAGUUUUCAGUAUCAAUACAACAGCUUAAGGAUGACACUAAAUCGAACCCACCCACCCCACCAUGGAUGCAGAAGCCGAUGAAAGUUAAGAAUGCACGCUCGAUGAGCCCAAGACGGCGAUUCGUCUCCUUAAAUAAGAAAAUAGAAACAAAAUCUGGAACACCAAUUUCUAAAUGUGAAGCAGUGGACAUUAUGGAUGCGACAGAAUGCUUACAAAACCGUUUCAAACCCCCGCCUGUUUCUCACAUUGAGAGUUACGGGGAACAAAUAGACAAUGCUAGUACUGAAAAUGAUCCUAGCAUAUUUCGAGCACGAUCUCUCCCAUCGCUUUUCCCAGUAAAGAAAAAGAAGGAAGUGAAAGUUACUGAUAAAAGUGGUAACGGUAGUGAUAAAGACAAAGCAAAACUUAUUGCACCAUUCAAAAGACCUUCUGCAACAGCAUAUGGGUGUCUCCCUAAUAUGGUCAUGGGCAAAACAAUUCAAACGAAAUCUGAAAACAAUGACCAGUUGAACUUGGUACAAGAUCAGAAGUUAUAUAAUCGUGUUGAAAAAAUAUCGUCUGCUAUAAAGGAAACCAUUUCAAAAUUUGAAACUCAAGAAGAUUCCCCAAAAGCAGAGGAGGGUAUCAUUUCGCUGGAAGGACACUCCAUACCUAAUCCGCGACAACCCACAGUACCUGGUUCUUCCAAACUUCCUGAGAAACGUCUGCUCAAUAGGCCUCAAACAGGGCCAGAUUACAUGAAAAUGAAUUCAGUGCAAGAAAGGAGAAUUUUACGUGAUCUUGACCACCACUUCAACGAACUUCACCGAACGUUGUCUCAUCGAAGUAAUCUAUUAAGUGAUAAUACUAGUCAAACUGUUCAGGCCACGGCUUAUGAUAUAGCCAAUUAUGGUUUAGUAGGUAAGAAAUUUAAAUCGAAAAAUACAGACAAACUUUCAAGUGAAAGGAAUAGGUUUUUUCAACAGAAAAUGGGGGUUAAACCCAAGUCAACGAAAAGGGUGACAUUUGCCCCGGUGGAGGAAAAUCUUAAUGCUAGUGAAGUAAGAAAUACCACGAAUUCUAUCUGUGAUGAGAGACAAGACUCAUCUCGCACAAAAAGAGCAAUAAAUCAAGUAAACGUAAGAACUGGAUCAUCAUCUAUGAAAGCUGUGUCUUCCGGAGAGUUAUCCCGCCUUAAAAAGCGUAUCAUUCCGGACCAGUUCAAUUCUGAUCCAAAGCCAAAUUAUGAUCUCAUGGACAAUAUCAGAAUAUCUGGUAUGUCUUCUAGAGAAAACAGUAGUGUCCCUCCCCGACCGCCUUCACGGAUGUCCGAGGUCAGAUCGAUGGGGUCGGAGGGUGUCACUUCUUCAUAUUUCGAUGAAGUCGCGUUCGAUUGGAAUGACCGUGAGACCGAUGCUGCUGAUCGUGCAAGUUCAAAUGUACCCAAAAGUUAUGGUGCGUCAUCAUUUUAUCCUGACAGUACUAAGAUUAAACUCAAUUUCAACCAAUAUCAGUAUAGUGACUCUGAAGAAAGCUCUGAAGAGGAAGAUAAUGAAACGUAUCGUAUUGUAAAAGCCGUGGAUUUAGGUACGCUGUCGGGUUAUCAACACAGGAAAUUCCGGAAACCGCCUACAAAACUAGAAACGUCGACAACCCAUUUCGUCAAAAUUAAAGUAAAAUGAUCAGGAUGUU